AUGUCAAAAAUCGUGGUUAGAAAACCCAAUUUUCUUAAAAGAUCAACAACUACCAAAUUCGAUGCUUCAGAAGAUGAGUAUUCACUUGAAAAUAUUCAAUUAGGUAUUGCCUCAGUUAAUUUCGAUAUUGAGAAAUCCAAAAUUGAUGCCAAAAAAUUACCAAAAGUAAUUCAUCAACCUGGUUUAAGAUUCAAUUAUUUAUCAUUAGCGAUUUCAGAGUCUGAAAUUACUCCAAUUAAAUACUUGCGUAAUUUACAUUCCUCUGAUCGUGCUUUAAUUGAAUUUGCAUGUGGGUUCAGAUUUGAAAUUUUAUCAUCAAUUGACAGAAUGGUUAAUUUUAUCAAUGGUUUAGGAAAUAAGAAAUAUGAGAAUAAGAAAUUUGGUCAAGAUUUUAUUUGUUUUAUUAUUGGAGAAUCAUCAAUGUUUAUUCAUGAUGAUGAUUCAAAAUUUGAUAAGGAUUUGAUUGAAGGAUUUUUAUAUUCUAUUUAUUCUGAUUUUGAUGUUAUUCAACUUGUUAAAAAUUUGGAAAUGAUAUUGAAAGGUGGUAAGUUCAAGGGAUUAAAGAAAGGGAUUAGUGAUUCUAUGGUUGCUGCUUUUAAUUUAUAUAUUAAUCCAUGUGAAGGAUUUGAAAAUGAUUUAAUUGCAAGAUUGAUUACUUUAUGGAUAUUUGCUUUAUUGAACAUUAACUAG
Insectozyma verbasci is the source of this 690-nucleotide messenger RNA. The record is from the annotation of a GenBank genome assembly. Lineage: Eukaryota; Fungi; Ascomycota; Pichiomycetes; Serinales; Debaryomycetaceae.